CCCCGGUCGUUUUAAUUCUUGAUUUUGGGUGUGCUCAUUGUCAUGCUCUACUAGUUAGUUCCGGGCGUGUUAGCUCCCGCGCCUAUGAAUGAUUCGGGCUUCUUUUGGGGAGUUGUGGGAAGAACAUGAAUCAUCGUCCUGGAUGGGGUUAGUUGUGUGGUAGCCUGGUAGGUUAGGAUGGGAGGGUGAUGCGAUUGCUAUGAAUUUGUUCUGCAAUCGAUGAAUUGGCAAUCUGAAUAACUGUACAUAUAGAACUCCGGGGGUUGAUUCGUCAACCACAUUGUCGUCUGGGGGAUUGUUUGGUUAUUUUAGGUAGUAGUGAAUGCUUGCAAUUUGUUAUUCUGACCACUGGAGAAUCCUUUCGGAACCAAAACAUGAUAAGGUGACAUGUAACUCGGAGGGGAUUGAGGAAAAAACACCGUUGGUAUGUUGUUAACUCAUUCCAGCAGAGGAUAGCUUGUUGGUGAGGUUAGCGUGGCAAGAUCGAUGAAGACACAUUUCACCAGAGGAGAAAGCUUUGGUGGAAUAGGGCAUGGCCAAAAUGGAAAAGGUUUGAUCACGAACCAAGGUAUGAAGGCUUCACUCAGCAAUGCUGGAUCUUCUGCCAAGACUUUUGCAGCUCUUGCUGGUGUUCAAAGUUUCAUCAUGUGCUUGUUGAGAAGACUGCGAGGGAAAGAUGAUGUGAUCAAUGCUGGCAUGGCUGGUUGUUGCACAGGCCUUGCUUUGAGCUUUCCAGGUGCACCCCAAGCAAUGUUCCACAGCUGUGUCACCUUCGCAGCGUUCUCCUGCAUCAUGGACGGGCUCAACAAGCAGCAGGCCGCAAUGGCGUUCACACUUGACAGGAACCCUCCGACCAACAAGCGUCAAGAAGGUGGUGUUCUCCCGCCUUUCACUCUUCCUCCACUUCUGGAUGCUUCAGACGCUCUAGGUUCAUUCUGCCAAACGUUGCUCAAGCCUAAGCACUAGAAUAUGCUAAUCGGGUACCCCAAAAGAGGUAGCGCCAUAUGUUGUCUAUCUGUGCUCCUUUAGCAUUCGGUAUUUUCUGAUCAACGAUGUUGCUGUAUUUCUGUGAUGAACAUGAUCAAGUAUGGUAAUGGCGCUGUUGCCACGCCUUGUAUCUAGUUUUGUUGCCCGAAUUUUGUAUCUACUAUUGUUGAAGGUUGUAACAAGCUUGGUGAAGAGACAAUAA
Phragmites australis (common reed) is the source of this 1189-nucleotide messenger RNA. Its product is annotated as mitochondrial import inner membrane translocase subunit TIM22-3-like. Gene Ontology annotation, biological process: protein targeting to chloroplast; protein insertion into mitochondrial inner membrane. Gene Ontology annotation, molecular function: transmembrane protein transporter activity. The transcript has 5 exons. Gene Ontology annotation, cellular component: chloroplast envelope; TIM22 mitochondrial import inner membrane insertion complex. The coding region runs from base 487 to 966 and encodes 159 amino acids. NCBI's taxonomy places the organism in Eukaryota, Viridiplantae, Streptophyta, Magnoliopsida, Poales, Poaceae. The record is from RefSeq and is a predicted model, not a curated record.